Molecule: messenger RNA, 14761 nt
Organism: Taeniopygia guttata (zebra finch)
Lineage: Eukaryota; Metazoa; Chordata; Aves; Passeriformes; Estrildidae
Gene: ZC3H12D
Product: zinc finger CCCH-type containing 12D
Cellular component (GO): nucleus; cytoplasmic ribonucleoprotein granule
Molecular function (GO): RNA endonuclease activity; metal ion binding; mRNA binding
Source: RefSeq, a predicted model, not a curated record
UCAAAUUGCUCUGCCCUGGAGUGCUUCUGCCUGGAUAGAGUAUUUCAAUGGAAUGUGAAGAAAUAUAACUUCUUACUGAUUCUAUGGGAAGGCAGACAUUUAAGGAACAUAAUCACUGAAACUAUCCCGUGGCAGAAAAUUCUGACUAGGCAGGCCUAGGGAUGGCUGUAAUCUCCGGGCCUAAGCUGAGCAGGGAUACUGAGGGUAUUUAAUACAGAAAUGUACUUUUCAGCAACAUCUGCCUUGUCUUUGCUUUGUUAAAAACAAAGCUGGAGUCUAACAUCUUUGGCGCUUGUGGUAAUUAGAAAACAGAACAAAAAAACCCCACCUUCCUGUAAUGCUGAAAAUAACAUAGAAAAUGCUGUUGCAGAAGCAUUGGUUUCUUCACUUUGACAUAGCUGAGGCCUGUUUGAAGGGGAAUGCCUCAUGCUUUGAGGCUCUUUGUUCCUUCCUUAGUUGAAAGCUUAGAAACCAGCUCCUCAAAUUUUUCUGUUGGAUUCCUUUACUUGCAACAGCUUAAAAGUGUGAUGUAGACUCUAAAUUGUUUUAUUCUAUGGAUUUGAGUAAGUUUGAGACCUAUUUUGAUGUCACACAUUAUAGUUCCUUUAGUUCUUUGUAGUCUUGAGCUUGAGUCCAAGUUUUAAAGUGAGCUUGACCAAAUACAGGAAAUGUACUUGGCUAAGAAGCUGCCUUUUGAUGGAUCUCUUACUUUUGUGUCCUUCAAAGCAUAGAACCAGAAAUCUUUUGUGCCCUUCAAAGUGUAGAACUAGGGCUUCCACAACUGUCUCCUGGCAAAACAUUUCUUGCUGCCUGAGACCCUACAGGGGCCGGGGCCAUUCUUGCAGAGUCUGAGUGAGAGCCCUCUGUCCCAGAGGAGAGGUAAACAGGAAACCUGUUCCUGGAAGUCUCCUGGGGAAUCUGGGCUGAGGACUGCUCACUUUUCCUGUCAAGAAAAUUUCUGCCUACUGUCUGAGCAUAGGAAGAUUCCAAGGAACUGUAUUAAGUCAGGUUAUGGUGCCUUUGGAGUAGUGCUACAGAGGCAGUAGGUUGUCUCAAGCUCUUCCUGCUCUUGGCCUGCUCUAUUAAAGAAACAAGGAUUGCGCUGUUGUCCUGUUCUCAGUCCUGCUGUCCUUCUCCACACAUUUUUAACUUGGAAGAAGCGCUGGCCAGAUUUUACAAAGAUGUGGAGAUAGUGAGGCAAUUGUAUUCUUGCUUUCUUUAAGAAAUGGCAGUCAUAGAAACAAACUAAAGCUUCCAGCUGGGGAGAAUGCUGGAUUCUUGCUGAACAUCACAGGUCCUCUUGUUGGAGAAUUGUGACUUAACAUCUCAGUUUCAGCAGCCAUUCCUAGGCUUCAGCUAGCCCUCAACCACCUGUGGGACAUACAAAACAUACCAAUGUUUAGAAACAAACACCCUAUUUCAGGUGAAUGUGCUUGCUUUUCUGCAGCAGAAAUGACUUUUCUUUGCAGCAGGUAGAUGCUUAAGAGGUGAAAAUUUAAAUUAGUAGUAUAUGGAAGUAAAUAGUCCAUUUUCAUUGUUGGGCAGUCUUCAGAAUUAAGGGUUAAAAAGUCAGGACAUCCAAAAGGUUUCAAGUUUCUGCUUUUCAAUAUGCCAUGGUGCUGUUAAAAAUACACAAUGUCUUCAGAUUAGUGAAAUUACCUGUUUAUAUUUUUUAAGAGGAAGCUUUGUAGGUGUUCAAAAAUAAGGUGAUAUUAAUAGGUGAUUAAAUGACAGUAUAAAAGCUCCCAAUUUGGGGGCAAGUACUUAAUUUUAGGGCUGCAUUUCUAGUCUGGUCUGCUGACACUGGAAGGAUCUCAGUUCACCUGACACAUAGAUGGCAGAGCACUUGGGUUAGAUGGGAUUUACUCCUCCUGUCAUUGGAAAUUAUGGUUGUGUACAUGUGGUUCUUCUGAAAAUGACACAAACAAACUGAAACCACAAAUAUUUCCUGCUGUUCCUGUCCAGCCAGAUGUAUUGGAGUGGACAAGAGUUUUUAUUUGUGAGUUGAAGAGUUGACUUGUUUUACCCUAAUGAGAAGUCACACUUUCCUAUCAUUUCCUUUUCGUCAAUACUAUCUCCAAACUCAGUUUCACUAUUGUUGUUUGGUGCUUGUGGUAGUUGAAAAACAACCGAAAAAUCCACCUUCUUCUAUAAUGUUGAAAAUAGAAUUUUCAACAAAUGAUAUUUUCAAUAUUAUAGAAAGUAUAGCAGAAGCAUCAACUUCUUCACUUUGACUUAGCUGAUGCUUGUUUGAAGGGGAAUACCUCAUGCUUUAGGGCUCUUUGUUCAGUGGUUAAAGUCUUAAAAACCAGCUCCUCAAGGUUUUCUAUUGGAUUCCUUUACCUACAACAGCUUAAAAAUGUGAUGUCAACUCUAAACUGUUUUAUUCUAUGGAUUUGAGUAAGUUUGUGACUAUCUGGCUGUCAUGUGUUGUAGUUUCUUUAGUUCUCGGUAGAUCUCUUGAGUUUGAGUCCAAGACUUUGAGUGGAUUUGGCCAAAACCGUGUUAUGAAUAGGACCUGGUGGCAGAGCACUAAAGGCAAGUGGGAGGAGGGUAGGUUGCAACAGAUCUCUCUCUAAUCCCAUGGACAUCACACAAGUCAGUGGAAGUAGCAUAAAUGUUGUAUCCAAGUAGUUGGCAUUGCAGGAUGGGAGUUAACCCAAACCCAGACGUGGUCACCCUGUAUUCUCUGGUGAUAAAGCUCUACCUGCUUCCUUCCACUUGUCAAAAACACACCCAACCCUAACAACCACACCAACAAACCAAAUUCCCCCCCCCCACUCCCCUCAUCAUCUAUUAGUUAUUUGGACAAGCAUUUUAAAAUUUCCAAGAAGUUUAGAAUAAUUUCUGAUUCUGUUGCUGCUGUUAUCUUUGUCCAUCUCACCCUCCUGUAGCCUGAUUUUUAUCAUGUAAAACUUGGAUUUGUUAGUGACAGGAUUGCAGGUUUUGCUUGUAAGCUUCCUGGAGUGUGGGUAAUGUCUCUUCUGUCAGUCACCUGCUGCACACAGAAGACGUACAAGCAAUUUGAAAAAUGUUACAUUACAGUCAGAUUUAUGUAAAUACUUGCUACAGGGCAGUAAUUUUUUGUAAAAUGCUUGGUCUGGCCACUGAUGGAAUGUGCUUUUUCUUUGAACAAGCCAGUGUCACCUUGGUUAAAUGUGGUAGCUGUGUUAAAAGGUACAAGCAAACUCUAUGUUGGUUUAGGUCUUACGUGUUUACAAUGAAUCAUUGAUGCUGAAAGACAGUUCCAAGAGCCUUCUGAAAUCUUAACCUGAACGGCAGUAAACUUUUGAACUUGAAACUUGUUUGGGACUUUCUGACUCUGUAAAAGGUACUUUUUUAUUUUAAGCCCAGUGGAAAACAACUUGAGUCAUAGCAGUAUCUUGUUAUAUAAAAGGAGGAAAAAUAGAUAUUUUAGGCCAACCAAGUAGGGAUUCUGCUACAUCAGAGAUUAUGGAUGGGGUUUCAAUUUUCCAAGAAGUUCCCAUUGUUUGCAUGAUUGAAAUUGAUUUUCUUAUUAUUUGUUCUUUCUGUUCUGUGACCAGAUGCAGUGCUUGCUACAGUGGCAUCGUUUUGGGGAGGUAGGAAAGGUGGUCAUUUUGGCAAGCAUGUAGAAAUGCCUCUUCUAAAGAUAGUGGCUUUCUGCCGGUAUGAAUACUGGAUUGCCUGUCCGUAACUGAGCUGGGACUCUAGUAGGACCUGCUAAGUUAGUGAUGUAUGCUUUUGGGGUGAACUCCCGUCUCCAAGUCAAAAUUUUCAGUGUCUCCAACAGGGAAAGAAUUUCACUGGCAGAAAUUCAUCCAAAUUUUGCCUAAUAGUAAAAAAUCAUAAUUAAAAUCAGGAGCGUAGCUUAUACUGUUGAGAGAGCUUGGCCUGAGGGUCUGAUCUGUGCCUUCCUGAAGGGAGUAGGGGAAUACUCUCACUUGAGUUAGGAUGGAGAAUAUAUUAGUUCCACAACCAUUAAAAAUAUUCCUGGCAAUAGACCUACAUUUGAUUUAGCACUGUGUUCUGCUAGUUAGGGACUAAAGAAUUUUCACUGUGUUGCUAUGGCCAUGUGUUUGUUUGGCACACAGCAGGUGAACUUUUCAGAUGAGGAAGAGAGUGAUAAUGCCUUUCUCUUGUGCUGAUGCAAUAGUGACUGUUUCCCUUAGCAAAGCAAAUACCUCACUGAGGUCUGUAGACCAAAGCACCCGAGGUGUUCCAAGUUUCAAGAGAUUGGUUUUUCCAUGCAGGAGCCUAACACCAUCAGGAAAGUGCUUUUGUACAAGGAGCCUUCUUCAAAGUCAUGCUUGGUCAUCUCUGUAGCCUCCAGGAGCUGCUGCAGCAAGGCUGCCUGACUUUGAGGUUGGCAGUGAUUCUUUCUGGUGAGUGUCUAGUUGUUUCACAAACCAGUAAAUCCUCAGUCCUCAGCACUGAAACAUCCAUUAGUGGGGCGAUCUUCCCCUCUGAAAACUUCUCCUACUGCAGCUGUUUCCUUCUUGAACAUAGCAAUAGCCUUGAGCAGCAAUAAAUCUGUGCUGGGAAAAACUCAGUGUGCUUGUCAGCACAAGGGAGCACAGCAGAGAAAGGAAAUGUCUAUGAAACCACAGUCUUUGGUGCUCAAACGUGAGUCUAGGCUCUCACAAAAGGGUGUGAAGCCGUCGGAAAAGUUAAAUAUGCUCCUUUAUUUCUCAUGGUCUUCUCUGUGGUAGCUGGUGAUCACCUAGGUAAAAUUUCAGAAAUUGCCUAAAGGUCUUCCUGGCUGCCUGUGAUUUGAAUGAUGUUGAAGUCUUUUUUGCUCAUGGCUUUUUACAGUAGAUGGACAUGGUCACUUCAAUAGAAAUGAGAUUUCUUUUAUCUAAUUGGCUUUCCUUUUUAUAGUCUCCGAUUUGUUCCUAUUUAGGUAGUAAAACCCCAAUUUUACUGAGAAGUAGGGGUUAAAACAACACCACACAAUGUAGGUGCUUUCUUCUGUUGCCUGCUUGGGUUAUAAAUAAUGCAGCAACUUUCUUUCCAGUAGUACUGCUACUUGGUGGUCUUGUGAUGAGAUGUGUGGCAUUGUGAAAGCUUAAAUGGAGCAGAGAAGAUCCCUCCUCUCCAGGGAUAUUUGGUUGGACUUGAUGAUCUCAAAGGUCUUUUCCAUCCUGUGAUUCUGAGUCCAAGGAGUGAGGAGUCAAAGGUUGUUCUGCUCUCACAGCUGUUCUGGGCAGCAGGGAGCUGGCACGUUUCUUUAGUUGUGGCCCUACAAACACUUCCCUGUUUCUGCAGCCUUAACCUGCCCAGCCCUUUGUGGCUUAGAGGAAGCGUUGUGCCAGAGGUAGGAUGGAGGAGGCUGUGUCCUGCCCCUUUAUCCUGUCCCUGCCUGAGCACUACUUUACACAGCAGCAAGGCAUCCUGGUUCCCAAAGAGUUUCCAGGAGCCUGGGUGUGAUGUAAAGGUGUAACCAUCACUUGGAAGAAGCGACAGUGAGGCUUGCAGCAACCAGCAAACACUCUGGGUUAAACAGGAUACCACUACAAAGGGGUUGACCACCCUGCUUACUCCCACAAAGUAUGCAGGUAGUAGGAUUUCUAACUGGAAAAGGUCGACCCUGCUCUGGUGUGUUGCCUUGUGACAAGUGGCAGAGGUUCUUUCCUUCCACAGCACCACACGCCAGUUGUCCCUCAGGGCAGAGGGCACUGCACAUGCAAGAGAUGUCUGAAGCAUCCAAAAGGUCCCAGAGGUUGACCCCUCUUAGAGUCUCCAACCCUUUCUGCUGCCUAAAAUUGGAUUUGGGGUGUAUUUCUUUGCAGUGAGGUAAGGAAAAAGCAGAGGGAAACCUCAGGUUUCCAUGAAGAAGUGCCUGUCAGACUUCUGUGGACAGGUUGAGCAUCUCUGAAGCAGUCUUUCAAUUGAGGCACCAGCGGGCUAAAGGGGGUUGUUUGGAUUUAGAUGUUUCAUUGUGGUGUAACAUUUUGAUGGUUCAUUGUAGUGUCCCAGAGCAGGUUCCUUCAGACAUGGAAAUGUUUGAAUGAGGCUUUGCAGUAUCAGGUGCUAAGCAAAAUGUUGAUUUUAAAAGUAUUUUUCCCACAUUUCCCCGGAGGUCAGGAGUUUGCCGGAUGCAUGGGAAUGAGACUGUGCUAACUUGGUACAGCAGCCCUGGUGGAAAACAUUUCACUUGACCCAGAAUUCAUGUGCAAUGUUCUCAUUGCUCAAUGUUCUGCAUCCCUGCUGGAGUGAGUUUGACUAAUUUUUGCCUGUGAUUCAGAACAGACGUGUGUUGGGAACCUCUUUUUUUUUUUUUUUCCCUUCUUAAAAAUGAAGUGAAAGUUUAUCAGCUUAUGGUUAUAUGAGAGCAUGGGCUGCCAAAUGAGGAAGUAAAACCUUCCUAUAAAAUGAGUUCUGCCCACUGCACUUACUUGUCUCAGUUGACACCAGCCCUACCUCUAAAUACAAGCUGGUGACUUCCUUGUCAGCCUGGUACUGCUCUGAAUCCAGCUUCUGGCUGGGGGAUGGUGGGACAGUGCUGCUGGGCCACAGAGAGAACAGCUGCCAGGUAGGUAUGGAGCAAGAGGGGUUUCCUGUGGGCACAGCUCACUCCCUGGGGAGUUUGGCUUUAUUAUUUUUAGCAAACGGAGCAGGGAAGGUGGGGAAGAAAAAGGCAAAUCUUUUCUUAGUCAUCAAGACAACAAAUGUCUGGUGUUGCUGUGAAGAGUUUAUGAAGAGUUAUGUGCAUCUUCCAUUUGUGAAAAUAAAAAUUCUUAGUUUUCUGAAGGUAGAGCAGCCCCACCACAUGGCAGGGCUCAAAUGGGCUGUCAGUCUUAGGUGGUUUGCAGUGUUAUUGUCAGGGGUGAAGGAGGAAGAAGGGUGAAGUGAUCCCUCCCUGAGAUGUGAGGAGCAAAUCUACGGUGGCAGGGAGAUGUAGCUGUGCUCCUUGUGCUGCUUGGCAUGCACAUGAACUUCAGAGAAGAACUUACCCUGCUCUGCAUUGACCAAUGCCAGGUCUGGGGCUGUGCCCCCUCUGCCUCUGCUUGGGCAGAACAGGCCUCUGAGGGGGCUCUGAAGAGCUCCAGCUCCCUGUGAGUCAAAUUUCUCCUUGUGGUUCUGUGGCCUGAGGCUGCUGGAGGGGAUGCUCUGACUGGUCGGGAGAGGAGCAAACACCUGGUGGAAGGAAAUAUUAUUCUUUGAAGUCAUUCAAGGUGUAGUAGUUGCCACCACUUCUCUGUUCUCUGGAAAAGUGUUGUCAAGUAUAAUUUUCUAAUCUGAAAAAUCUGAAAAAGAAAAAUCCUUUGGUAUCGAAGUAUACCAAAGGCAGAAAACCAUAAGAGAUUUUUUGAUUUUUUUUGUCAAAAGUACUCAUUGAAACAUUAACCUUCUAAAAUGUUAAGAUUGAAAUAGAAUUUUGGAAAUCUGACUGAAGCCAUUUCUUCUCUGUGUGUGUGUGUGUGUCUGUCUGUCUGUAAGAGGAGUCACAACAACACGGAGAGAGUGCUUUUUAAGAUAGAUCAUAGGAUGGGCACACCAUUAUCUGUGGAUAAAUUAUUAUAUGAAAUGAAAACACUUUGGCUUUCAGUGGUGAGAAAACAAAACCAGAUUCCAGUGGGAUCAGCUGAGAUAAAGGGAAGGAAAGUGGCAGGAAGAAAUCUAAGCAGUUUGCAAAUGAAGGUCAUAAAGUUUAUAAAUGGGAUUUCAUAGCCUGUUUGUGAUAGCAGAAGCUGGACUCUGUCAUACACAAUUUCUCCUCUUGUCAUGUUUUUUGUGCUGGUUAUAAGCAGCCUGCUGACCUGCUGGACUUGGGCACACUCCUGAGUGUUUAUUAAUGUGUAAGCCAGGGAUUUUAUUGCAUUUUAAUUCCCCCUUGAGAUGGCUGACCUCAGUGUUUUCUGUGACCAAGGCUUCCAUCUCAGUUUUUCCAAAUUAUUCUCACUGUGAUGAAAACCCUACAGUGACUGUAUCACCCAUUUAUGGUGUUUGGCCACCCUGCAGCAGAAAUCCAGUGGUUAACUUUGCAGAAUUACCACAUUGCUGGUGAUGGCUGCUGCUGCAUCACAUCAACCCCAGGCAGCCAUCCCAUGCUCAGUUCAGCACUUCCCAUGCUUACCAAGCCAAAGGGAUUCACUGCUUGCACAGAGGAACCAAGCCUUGCAAAAAUCAGCAGAAUGUGCAGACAUGGACCAUGGGCUUGGUGCCUGGGAUGGAGCUAGGGAAGUGUUGUGGUGAACAACUUUCAUCCAGCACCUGCUCAUGUGUGCUGGAAGCUGCAAGGUGGACAUGGCCUCUGUCUCCUCUGCAGCUGGUAAAAUUCUAAAGGAUUGAACUGAACCUAAUUUCAGGUGAAAUCCAGGACAAACAUCCAUGCAACAAAAUGUGAUGCUAACAGAGGAAAUUGUUCUGAUAGUAAAAGGGGGGGGGGGGGGAAGAAAAAAAAGAAAAAAGCAUCAAAGUAGACAGAAGUACAGGUUUGAAAACAAAAGUAAUGGCAGUUAAAAUAUGUGGUAGAUAUUUUCUUUUCAACCUGAAGACAUACUAAGAAAAGUUUUAAUUAACAGUAAUUUAUUUUGAAAAAUCUCAGCAUUUAAAAAAGGUCAAGUAGUACACUUCAGGUGUUUGGAGCCACUACUUGCAUACCUGGGCGCAGGUUUUACUGUGGUACUAGCCCAGAUGUGACUGCUUCUGCUUUAUUUGGUUACAUCAGUGUAUUUCAGCUCAGACAGUAGCUGUUUCAAAGAUGAGAAAACCUUUCAAUAAUGAAAAAAGCAUUUUCAUCUUUUGUCAAUGAAUUAAAAACAGGAUUAGGUAUAAAAAUGGUUACAGAGUGCUCUGUGAGGAAAACAGUCACUGACUUAAAUAAGCAAUGCUUUAGUUUAGAUGAAAAAAUACACAUGGUAACUGUUUUCCCCUUACAGUGAUGGCAUACUUCAAGUAUGUAUUAUUUUAUUGAUGCUGUUUGUAAUUUUUAACUGAGUGCCAAAUUUCUCCCAGAGAAUACCUGAAAUUUAUAAAGCUACAUAGAAAAGCAAAGAUCAGAGUUUCAUGAGGUGAGGUUAUAAGUAAUUAUCAUGUUUUCCUGCUGAACUAAUCAGUAUUAAAUGAACUGAACCCAGCAUGGAUUUCUUCCCCGCAGCCUGAGAGGGCUCUUAUGCCUUUGGGAGGAGCUUCACUCUGAAUCCUCUCCCAGCUGCUUGUUUCCAGUGCCUCCAUGCUGCCUUCUAUAUGGUUUCAGCUUCUGGCUCCUGGAGUGGCCCACUGCUGGGCAGAGAUUGUCUGGCAGGCUGGGAAGGGGAGCUGGUGGUGGAAUGUGGUUCUGGCUCCAGGCUCAGCACAGAGGGGUUUGUUUGGCCAGUUAAUUCUGCAUCUGACCACAGUCAGCCAAGGGAAGACAUCCCUUACAUCCCUCAUGUGGGUAGAAGAGCCAGCCACAGCUUUCAAGCAGGUAGCAUCAAUAAUUGCAGUGAUGUGGCAAGAGGUGCUUCAGUGCAAGCAAGCCAACAGUGACUGAAGGUGUUUGGCUUGACAGAUGAGUGGUCACCGUGUAUGUUCUUCCAUGUCAUGCUUGUUGGGCUUGGGCAGCUCUGGGUAUCCCUGACUGUGCUGCCCAUCACCUUCAUUCACUGGGUAGGCCAGAAGUCUAUGUGGUGCAGUUCUGGAGAAUAUGAAGUAGCUUUUUGCUACUUUUGCACACUCAUUUCUGAAUUACCUUGACAAUAAACAUAAGUGAAAUUGAAACCGCUUUCUGGAUCACCUGCUUCAAGGCACCAUCCUGACAGCUUUCAAAAAAACAAGUUUCUUCUCUGAAAAUAAAAGUCUCACUGAAACAGCAAGUAACAGGAAAGAGUAGCCAGGCAUCAUUAGAACUGAUGAGUGACAUAAUUUCAGAAUUUAUGUCUGUGUACACACAGAUGGAUACAUAGUAGGAAAGAGAAAACUAUAAAAAAAAAUCUGUUUCCAGAUACUUUGCAAACAACAUCUUUCCUUAAAUCACUGGAUGAAAUUUGCUAUACUUCUUAAGUUGCUAUGGCAUCUGAGCCUGUCCAGUAAAGCUUGACAGAUAUUUAUCUCGGGCCGAGAAACCUCAAAGCAAAUUGAAAAUCCCCUUUGUGUCAUUUCCUGUGAGAUAAGUCUGCAGAACCAACUCACGCAUGCAGCCUGUCUGCGUACAGACACCCUGGCACAGCUCACCAAGUAAAGUGACACCUGUCUGACAUAAUGUUUGGAGAGUGACGAACAUUGCAUGGGACACUCUGGUGCUUUUAUAAUUAAGAGCGGACCAGAAUGCUGAGAGAAGACUGGACAGUGUCCUCAGAGAGAAGACAGCUAAUCUGGUCCCUGCUGUGCACUAGGCAAAGAAUUGAGAUGAUUGCAUCUUCUUCCUUAAUGCUUUUGUUUUGUUGUUGCUAAUCUUUCCCUCCCUGAAGCUGAUGCCUGUGCGACACAGCUGGGAAGACAGGAUCAUCAGGUUGAAAGGAACAUAAAAGCCUGCUAAAAUGGCACUGGCCAGUUCAAUUUCUAGCAAAGCAGCACCACCACACUCCAAAAAAGUCUCUGCAGCAGGGGUGGAAGUGCACCAGAGCAAGAUGGAUUUUUUCUGCAAGCUGGGCUAUGGUAAGCAGGACAUCUGCAAAGUGCUGGAGAACCUGGGCCAAGAGGCCCUGGAGGAUGAUGUGCUGAAAGAACUGAUUCGGAUGGGGAGCAAACCUCAGGCUCUGGAGAACCAGGCUCAGCCUUCCCAGCUAAAGCUGGUUGCCCGUGGAUCGUGUAGCACCACCCCGGGGCUGAAGUGGCUGGGAGAAGAUGAAAGUGAUUCUUCCGAUUCCUUGAGGCCCAUUGUGAUCGAUGGCAGCAACGUCGCAAUGAGUCAUGGAAACAAGGAGGUGUUCUCCUGCUGGGGGAUCCAGCUGGCAGUGGAUUGGUUUCGAGAGAGGGGGCACACUUACAUCAAGGUUUUUGUCCCACUCUGGAGAAAGGAACCCCCUCGACAAGACAGCCCCAUUGCAGAUCAGCACAUCCUUGAGGAGCUGGAAAAGCAAUCCAUCCUGGUCUACACACCCUCUCGGAAGGUGAAAGGCAAGCGGGUGGUUUGCUAUGACGAUCGCUACAUAGUGAAAGUUGCUUACGAGAAAGACGGAGUCAUUGUGUCCAAUGACCACUACCGGGAUCUCCAAAAUGAAAACCCCGAGUGGAAAUGGUUCAUUGAGCAGCGACUACUCAUGUACUCUUUUGUCAGUAACAGGUUUAUGCCUCCCGAUGAUCCAUUAGGCCGGCAUGGACCCAACUUAAGUAACUUCCUCAGCAAAAAGCCAGUGCUUCCUGAAAAAAAAUGGCAGCCUUGUCCUUAUGGUAAAAAAUGCACCUAUGGCAAUAAAUGCAAAUUUUACCACCCCGAGAAGCAACGUCACGCUCAGCUUUCAGUUGCCGAUGAGCUCAGGGCCAAAACAAAGGUCCCGUUAGCGCUGGGGAAAGAGGAGGAGAGGUGCCAGCGCUCCCCGUGCGAUGCCUGCACAGCAACUCUGCGGGAAGCCAGAGGCUGCUCUGGGCCUUGCUGCUGCCCAGAGAGGGCCCCGGGGAGCUGCUCUGGGCACUCAUUCCGUGCCUGGGCCAGCAGUCCUGGCUCUGACCUGCGGCUGGACCAGCGCUUGCCGCAGCCGGAGCCGCUCCUGGCGAAGAUGUCAGCAGUGUCCAUCAGUGAGGACACCUACGGCUGCAGCUGGUCCCUGUGCGCCUCUGGGGACAGGGGGGUCAUGGACGGCCCUCAGCCCUGCUCUGACCUCAGGCACGAACUGUUCUCGCUCCAUCAGCGCCAGGGCUCGGAGCGCUGCGGCUCUCCCGGGUGCCCCUUCCCGCGGCCGGGGCUCCCGCGGGCGCAAGGCGGGACGUGCCCAAGGCACGGCUGGGCUCGGCAGCGCCCUGCUGUGCCCGGAACAGCCCGGGGGAGCCGCUCCUUCCCCGGCGGUGCUCAGCACGAACAGGCCCUGGAGACGCCGCAGCCCCCUUUUCUGCAGCCCACAGCCCCGUCCCCGGCCGGGCUCCCCCCGCACGGCGAGCCCCGGCUGCGGCAGCACCGCUGCUUCCCCGGCCCGGCCCCGGGGCAGCCCGCGCCCUCCGAUUCCAGCAUCGGAACCGCCUUGUUCCAGAAAGCCCACGCCUACCCCAGUGCCUCUUACAGGGACUACUGGCCCACCCCUGCCCAGCAAAUGAACAUCCACAGGGAGCUGUGCUCCCCUUAUCCUUACAGCGGGAUGAGCCAGGUCAUGACUUUGUACCCCAGGAUCCAGGAUAAGGGGACUGGAGCACCUCCCCUAUGAAGACAGGCUCGGGAAGUUGGAGCUGUUCAGCCUGGAGACCUCAUAGAGGUUGCAUAGAGACCUCACAGAAACCUUCCAGUAUCUGAAGAGAGCCUACAAGGAAGCCAGAGAGGGACACUUAAUCAGGAACUCUAAUGAUAGUACACAGAAGAAUGGCUUCAAACUGAAGCGGGGUAGAUUUAGAUUACAUUUUAGGAUGAAAUUCUUAAUUGUGUGGGUGGUGAGACACUAGAACAGGUUUCUCAGAGAAGUUGUGGAUGCCCCAUCCCUGGAAGUGUUUAAGGCCAGGUCGGGCGGGGCUCUGAGCAAUCUGGUGUAGUAAAAGAUGUCCCUGCCCAUGCAUGGCAGCAGGGGUGUUGGAACUGCAUGAUAUUUUGGGUUCCUUCUGACUCAAACAAUUCUGUGAUUCUAUGAUAUUGCCUGUUGGACUUUAAUGAUUCAAAGGCACAGAAACCUGUGAAACCUCCAGAGCAAACCAUUCCCAAUAAUCACAAGUCCCAGAGCCAAGAAGAUGCUAUUCUGAGGCUUAACUGAGUGUUUUUAGAGGGUGCUAUGGCAAGGAUUACAGCUGCUCCAGGAAUACAAGUACAAGCACCAAGUCAAGGCAAAGGCUGUCAUCCAUGGCACUGGGAUUGCAUUCCACCUCCCCUGAAAGAGAACAGGAGGGCUCAGGGUUACUGGGCUACUGGCAUUUGAACCUCACUGGUGCCUGGACCGAGGAUGGCACAGAUUUUCAUUAACACCCUGAAACACUAGAUGUGUUUUUAGAGUCCUAACCUAUGGUUCAGCUUCUGUAAAACAACCAUGCUCCCCAGUCCCCAGUGACUGCCUGUGUUCUCUGCUAGAAGGCAGCUUUGGAUUCCUGUCAUUGCCUGAUUCAAGCCCAUUCCACAGUCAGUGAGCUUUCAAAGCUACAUCUCCUGCUUCUAAAGCCAUGCUGAGAGCACACAGAGCCCCUAGCAGAGGGGCUGGAGGUGCACCAGAGCACUUGAAGGAGGACACAUGUACAUUUCUCAGAAAAGAGAUGCACACAGCAUAAAUAAAAUCAGGGAAGUUAUCUUCAGUGUAAGUCCUGGUGUGGACUGAGGGGUCAGGGCUGGUAAUUAAAAAAAUCCAGAACUCCAGAUCAAAAGGAGGAAAAAGAGGGGGAAAAAAAGUUCAAAAGUCUCUCCUGUAUAGAACAAGAAAUCUAUUGUUGACUUAAUUCUUAAUUACCAAAUGUGGCUCCAUAAUGCAAUUAUACAGUAAACUAUGUUCUGUUAGGACAUGUUUGAUUUUCAGUAAGCUGUAAAGCUGCUAAUCUCUGCAUUAUUCCACCAAAUGCUUCAGGUUAUAAUUCAAAUAGUAAGGUUGAUCCUGAAGGUUUUUUUGGCAUUAUACCAAAGUUUAAGUAUGUCAGUAUGACAUGUUUUAAAAUUGUUUUAACACAUUAUAAAAUGUUUAUCUAUAACACAUUGUUCUCAAUAAUAUCUUCUUUAUUUUCUGGGUUUUACUUAGGUGAUGGGAUUUUUUUGUUAUUAUUUUGUUUAGUUCUUGGUUUUGAUUGCUUUGUUCCCCUAUGCUUCAACAUUCAGGUGGGAUUUUCAAGCUCUCUGACCCUGCAUUUCUCUGAAGUGCAGUGUUGUUAGUUCCAGGAAGGAAUUAAACACGGUCCUCAAUGAGAAGUUGGAAUUCUAUUGCUUGCACAAGGUGGCAGUAACUUACCCUUAGUGACAUUAUCACAUGAUGAAUUUUUUGAAAGCGGUGACAGUUGGAUCUGUUUCCCUCUGGAAACCACCACCAACUUUUUUGCUUAUUGUUUUGAUGAUGGUGUUCAAAGAAUCUGCAGAAACUAAGUAUACUGUGUCUGUUCAAUUUCUUAUGCCCCCGUGGUUCGCUCCAAGAAACAGCAAUUUGGAUUUUGGAGGUAUGACUUACGUUCACAGAACACGACAGUUUUUUCCAUAAGUCCUAUGGAUUGUUGGAAUGGCUUAUAAAUUUAUCCACAACAUAUUACAUAAGGAUUAGAAGUUGUCUUACAACAAAACUAUGGGAAAAAAUUCUCCGUGAUAUGCCUCAAAAAAUACUGGAGACAAAGUGUGACGCUGAGUGGAAAAAUACCUUCCACCCACUCAAACAAAGCAAGUCCCAAAUGGCAGCAUGCAGAAAACACACACACAGCAACGGAGCAGGAUGUAACUGUACAUGCCAACAUCCAUUUUCAUGUCUGGCAUGCAGGUUACAUGUUUCAAUACACAAAGCAUUUAAAAAUCCAUAGGAAAAUUGGCACACUGCCUUUAUAUGGUGCCCUCGGCUUGCUGGAGAUGUGCAUGAACUUUUCUCCCUUUCCUUUGAGGAUGCACAGAAAUUUGGUGGUUGUUCAAAACUCUCUCAAUGUUUAACUUUUUUUUUUUCCUUUUAAUUUCUGUCAUAUUUACUGAGGAAUCUUUUUGUAAAAUACAUAGAAUGUGCACUCUGCUGAGAAAGUGUCUGAGAAAAUAAAUCAGACUUUGGUGCUAAAC